Fundulus heteroclitus (mummichog) is the source of this 3521-nucleotide messenger RNA. RefSeq names its product SH3 domain-containing protein 19. Lineage: Eukaryota; Metazoa; Chordata; Actinopteri; Cyprinodontiformes; Fundulidae. Bases 395 to 3481 code for a protein of 1028 amino acids. The record is from RefSeq and is a predicted model, not a curated record. The transcript has 17 exons. Gene Ontology annotation, biological process: protein transport to vacuole involved in ubiquitin-dependent protein catabolic process via the multivesicular body sorting pathway. Gene Ontology annotation, cellular component: ESCRT-0 complex. Gene Ontology annotation, molecular function: protein binding.
CCUCCGCUCAGUGACGUCACGGAGCUGGAGCUCGCUCGUGCGGCUCCGUGUCAGGAGCUCGCGGAGGGAAACAGGGAAACAGCAGAAAGUCUUGGAGCGAGACGCGGAGCAGCGCCGCUUUCUCCCCGGACGCUGACGGCUCCGCCCGGGAACGACUUCUGGCCGCAGGGCGAGAGUUUCUACCCGACCCCGGGAGUCGUUCCGAGCGGAGAAGUUACCGCCGCUCAGGUGAACUCGUCCCCCCGGAGGGAGACGCGGGCGGCGUUGCGGUCGGUGUUCGCGACGAGGAGCCGUGAGGGUGGAGGUGGAGGUGGGGAGAGGAAAAUGUCGCCGCGCUGAGCUCGGUUUUCACCCCAGAGGAGCAGCAGAGGAGGCGCGGAGGAGCGGCUGGAACAUGGCCGAGGCUCGGUCCGAGGAGGAGGAGGAGAACCUGAGGAGAGACAGGCGGGAGCCGGUGGUCCGGAGACAGCCGCCCAGCAGCGGAGGUCGCCCCGACAGACGUAAACCGGAGCACCGCCUCAGCCAGGGUCCUCUGUCCUCCAUCAGAGCCGUCAUCAAGAGAACUUCGAGGUCCACCACUGUGUCAGAGGCGCCCAGAGACAGAGAAAGAGAAAGAGACAGGAGGCGACCAGAGAUCACCAUCUUAGCCGCGGAGCCGCUGCCCUCCACAUCCUGGUUUCCAGGAGCUGCCGCAGGAAUCCCGCCUCCUCCUCCUCCACCCGCACAAAUCUGGGGAGCCACGAUCGCUCCGACUAUUCAGCCGCCUCCUUCCUACGAGGAGGUGAUCAGGGAGAAAACGCAGGAGCAGGUUCUCCUCCCUCCUGCUCCGUCCUCUCCUCCGGUCUACAGGACAACCAUCGCCACGCAGACCGACCCAGGACCUGCUCCUGGGCCCGAGGAGAACCGCGAAAGGAGACAAGCGAGACCGCCCCGCCCGCCGCCCCCAUGCACUCCCAGAUCAACCAGCGUUGAUGACUUCAGCGUCGCCUCCGGCCAAUCAGCAGUCGGCUCCUCUGAGACGAACAGCGUCGCUACAAACACGCCUCCUGAGCUUGUAGCCUGCAGCUCUGCAGACGCCCAAUGCUCCGCCGUCCUCACUGAGCAGCGUUUACCUUCAGCCUGCGGGACUCAGACCGACCAGCGGCUCCAGAGUUCUCCUCCAGGGGACGCGGCUCCUCCUCAUGUCCAGCCGGAGCCUCCCAGGCCACGCCCUCGCACUAGGCUAAGUGGCCGGCCGGUCAGCAGCGAGGUGAAAGUCCAGACGUUGGUGAAGCUGCGCGACGACGGUUGCGCCACGCUAGCUGCCCGGGGCGACGGCGCAAAGCCAGAGGAGAGCCAGGGGAGGUACCUCCAGGAGCUGCUGGAGGCGUUCAGCUCCGACGACUGGGGCUUCCCCGAACACCACGACGGCGGCGGGGGCAGCCGGUCAGAGAGCGAGGAAGAGGACGGCGAGGACAUGGCGACGCUGAGAGCCAGGAUCCAGGCGUUCGAGCAGCAGCAGCAGGUCGCCGCUGGUAGCCGUGGAGACGCCGCGGACAUAAACGCCGGGAGCGUCGAGGGUUUUGUCGUUGCUAAGAGACCCGAACCGCGACCACGGCCUCGCCUCCAGGGGCAGCCGGCCAAGUCCGUCCCGCCUGUCAUUGCUCCCAAACCCAAAAGCUUUUCACCGCCUCCCAAACCCUCCAGCAGGGGGUUCUGGGAGGACGGAGCCGCCCCUGAGGCUCCGCCUCCUGCAGAACCGACAAAGUCCGACCCGGGAUCAGAGCUCAAGACGCCCCAAACCGGCGAAAAGCCCUCCGUGUCACCGAAACCUCAGAGCGUUACCGAACCCGCCCCUGUCCCGGCGCCGAGGCCUCCUCCGCCCAAACUCACGCACUCCGUCAGCGCCGGCUCCUCCCCGCCGAACCCCAGACCCCCCCGCAGGCCUCCGGUGGCCCCCAGAGCGAGCCUGGGAGCUCCUCCUCAGCAGGAAAGGAGCUCAGCGGAGGCAGGAGGUGAAGCUGCGCAGGACAGCGUGACCCAACCCGCAAAAGCAGGAAGUGGCCGCCCCGUCGUCAAACCGGCAGCACCGACUUCCCCUCGCAGAGCCAGCGCUCCUAAUCUGGCUCCCAGACCGAUUGUGGUACCACCAGCUCGUCCAGAUUCAAACCCAGUUCCUCCUAAAGCUCCGGCUGUCAACCCUGCUGCAGCCCCCAGACCUCCAGGACCGCCCAAACCCCCAAAUCCAGCUCCGGCCCCGGCCACGAGGAAAGGCUCCAACCCUGCAAACCCAGCGUCCUCAGACCCUUCUGUCCCUCAGCGUCCGCCAAGUGUUAAGCUCCUCCCUCUUCGUCCUCCACCAAUCAAGUUGGCUCCAGGCAGACCGCCGCCCCCAGCCCUCAGCUCAACAGCCUCGACCAAUCAGGUCGCUGCCCCUAGAGCUGCACCUGCUGGACAGACUUCCUCAGCUCCUUCAACAGCCAAUCAGAUGCAGACACAGAAGGCGGCGAAGAAAGGACCUCCUCUGCCGCCCCGGCCCAAGCCGGGCCACCCGCUGUACAGCAGCUACCCGAAACAAGAAGUGCUCAUCGUCCUGGACGAUCCGAGCCCUGCUCCCGCCGAGCCGCAGCCGUCGAGCGAAGGGAAGGAGGAAAGCAGCGUGGAGCCCCUCAUCUGCCCGUCUCAGUGCCUCCUGGAUUUGGACCCACAACCACAGCCAGUCCAAGAUAAGGACAGCGAGUCAAAGACGGCCUUAGAAGACCUCAACCAGUUAGACGUCCAGUCCAUCCUCUCCGUGCAGCCUGCUGAGCUCAAAGAGCAGCCGGACCCUCCAGCUGUCAGCGGCCCACGCUGCGUCGCUCUGUUCGACUACGAGGGAGAGGACGACGAGGAGCUCACCUUCUCCCAGGGCGACGUCAUCGCCCUGCUGGAGCUUGUUGGCAAGGAGUGGGGGCGGGGCCGCAUCCACGGGCGCACCGGGUUAUUCCCCCUGAACUUCGCAGAGGUGCUGGAGCCCCUCCCAGAGCUGCAGCCGGAGCCAUCGUCAGGAGAAACAUCUAAACAUGAGUCAGCAGAAACGGGAGAGAUGGAAAAGUCUGUGACCGUCAAACCGUCACAAUCAGAGGCAGAGGAGUGGGCGGUGGCGCUGUUUGACUUCCUGGGUCAGACUGCAGAGGACUUGUCCUUCCACAAGGGGGCGCUGAUUCAAGUGACGGAGCAUGUGGAUGCAGAGUGGAGGAGAGGACGACUGGCUGGGAGAGAGGGUCUCUACCCCGCCGCUUUCACUCAACCCUGUCAGGCUCAGCCAAUCACAGGCCAGCAGUCUGCAGCUAAAGGAACGGCUAAAGCUCUGUUUGAUUUCACAGCAGAGAACCCGGAUGAGCUCACCUUGAAGGUCGGGGACAUCCUCACGCAGGUGGAGUCUGUUGAUGAGCAGUGGAUUGUGGGAGUUGCGGGCGGAAAGCGCGGGAUUGUGCCUAAAAACUACAUUUCAUUCCUCUGAUGUGGAAUAUCUUCAGUCAGCUGAAGAGGGAAAGUUAAAA